Molecule: messenger RNA, 2448 nt
Organism: Penicillium taxi
Lineage: Eukaryota; Fungi; Ascomycota; Eurotiomycetes; Eurotiales; Aspergillaceae
Product: OPT oligopeptide transporter
Exons: 1
Coding region: 1-2448 (815 amino acids)
Biological process (GO): transmembrane transport
Molecular function (GO): oligopeptide transmembrane transporter activity
Source: RefSeq, a predicted model, not a curated record
AUGGCAACCUUGAGCGAGGACCAUAUUUACAAGGAGAAGAAGUUAGCCCGAGAAGAUAUCCUGCCCGAGGAGGACUUGGCGGACGGCGAAUAUGAGGAGCUCGUGACAAUCGUUAAAGAGACAUUGGCACAGCACUCGUAUGACAGCAACUACCCUGAUGAGCUGUUAGACACUGCCAAGGAAUUCCUAGCCAGUGAUCGCAAGACGAUCACUGGUGUGGAAGCCACUGAUCUACUCAAAACGAUUCGUGAGCUGCGAGACACCGUGCUGAAUGACUCUCCAUACGCAGAAGUUCGCGCUGUUGUGUCCCCUACAGACGAUAUAACAGUUUCGGCAAACACUUUCAGGGCCUGGUUUCUGGGCCUUCUUCUGACUAUUGUCUUCACCGGUGUCAAUCAACUGUUCACCCUGCGUUAUCCGUCACUUUUCAUCAAUUCCUACGUUUCUCAAGUCGUCGCUUAUCCUCUGGGGGAUUUCAUGCAUCGAAUUCUCCCCACUCGCCAAUACUCCAUAUUUGGCUGGCGCUUCUCGUUGAAUCCAGGACCAUUCAACCAGAAAGAGCACAUUCUGAUAACAGUGAUGGCCAAUGUUGGAUAUGGAGGGUCACUCGGAACAGCCUAUACAACCAAUAUCUUUGAUGUCCUCAAGAUCAAGAAGUGGUACAAUGACACUGCCCUCUACGACAAGGCUGGCUUCCAAAUCCUCCUGACCCUCUCAACACAGUUGCUUGGCUUUGGUACAGCCGGCCUAGUCCGCAGAUUCCUUGUUUACCCCCCUGCCAUGAUUUAUCCCAAGGCCCUGGCGACAAUAGCCCUCAACAAGGCCUUGCAUACUGACCACGCCAGAGAGGUUGUACACGGAUGGACUAUCUCCCGUUAUCGAAUCUUUCUAUACUCAUUUAUUGGCAUGUUCAUUUGGUACUGGUUCCCUGGGUACAUCUUCCAGGCACUAUCCGAUUUCAACUGGAUGACUUGGAUCAAACCCAGCAGCAUGACUUUGGCCGCCAUCACUGGUAGCAUUACGGGUUUGGGAUUCAAUCCAAUCCCAUCUUUCGACUGGAAUGUGGCUUCGGUCUUGUACGAUCCUAUCAUCACACCAUUCUAUGCUCUGGUUACAAUUACGAUCGGCACUUUGAUCUUUUGUGUCUGCGCGAUCAUUCCCAUAUGGUGGACAAAUACCUGGAAUAGUGGCUACUUCCCCAUCAUGAGCAACACACUAUUCGACAACACAGGAUCUGCUUACAAUGUUUCGAAAAUCAUGGUUAAUGGAGUUUUUGAUGCCGAAGCCUACGAGGCAUAUAGUCCUCCCUACAUGAGUGCGUCCUAUGCAACUAUGUUCCUUUGUUUCUUUGGAGCUUACCUCGCUGCCAUUGUCCACGUCUCUCUCUUCAAUCGUCAUGAUCUCAGCAGAGGAUUCAAGGCGAUAUGGAAGUGGACCAAUGCCCGUGAUGAGCAUGAUGAUAUUCACAACCGCUUGAUGAAGACAUACAAGGAAGUUCCUGAGUGGUGGUACGCCACUAUCUUGGCCUUUUCCUUUGUGAUCGGCUGUAUUGUGGUGAAGGUUUAUGAAACCACAUUCCCCGUGUGGGGUAUGGUGAUCGCCGUGGCUUUGUGUCUUGUUUUGCAGAUUCCAUACGGUAUGGUGUAUGCUAUCACCAACUCUGAAGUGACGAACAACGUCAUUGCCGAGUUCAUCGCCGGAUAUGCCCUCCCGAACAAGCCUAUCGGUAACAUGAUAUUCAAGACUUACGGUGUCGUAUCAUGCAUGCAGGCCAUUCAGUUUGUCGCCGACUUAAAAAUGGGCCAUUACAUGAAGAUUGCACCCCGUGUGAUGUUCAGCGCACAGGUCAUUGCCACCAUUGUCGCCGCCUUUGUGAGUAUAGGUGUGAAUGCCUGGGCACUCCACAACAUCCCCAACAUUUGCGAGAGCACACAGGCAUCUGGCUUUAACUGUGAGUCAAUCACCACCUUCUUCACAUCAUCGGUCAUCUGGGGUGCCAUUGGGCCUAAGAGACUCUUCGCUGCUGGCCAACGGUACAACACGACUCUGUACGGAUUCGUCAUUGGUCUCGUGGUGCCUAUUCCGUUCUACCUAACAUCAAAGUACUUCCCUCGCUCGGGUGCUCGCUACGUCUACUCCCCACUGCUCUUCUACGGAAUGAUGAACUUUGCGCCUUACAAUCUGACCUACGUUAUUGCUCCUCUCAUCGUCGGUUUCGUCUUCAACUACUAUAUUAAGCGCCACUACCUCGCUUGGUGGGAGAAAUACGCUUAUGUGCUCACUUCAUCUUUUGGUGCAGCAAUUGCUAUCUCUGGUAUCAUCAUCUUUUUUGCGGUUCAGUACCAUGAAGUCGAUAUUUCCUGGUGGGGCAAUAAUGUUCCCUUUGCUGGAUGUGAUAAUUCUGGCUGUGCUAGGUUGCCCAUUCCUGCCACAGGCGUCCCCAAUUGA